GAGCUAGAUGCUGAACAUGCACAGAAGGUUUUGGAUAUGGAGCAGACCCAGCAGAUGAAGCUAAAGGAACGUCAGAAGUUCUUUGAAGAAGCCUUCCAGCAGGACAUGGAGCAAUACCUUUCUACAGGAUACUUGCAGAUAGCAGAGAGGCGAGAGCCGAUCGGAAGUAUGUCUUCCAUGGAGGUGAACGUGGACAUGCUGGAACAGAUGGACCUAAUGGACAUGUCUGACCAAGAAGCACUCGAUGUCUUUUUAAACUCAGGAGGCGAAGACAAUAAUAUGCUUUCUCCCAUGCUGGGGCCUGACUCCACCACCUGUGUGAAUGAGUUCAGUCUCCAGGUUCCCAGCCAGUCUGAGCUGCGACAGAAACUGUCCUCGCUGUCAUCAACCUGCACCGACUCCGCCAGCCAAGACGUGAGCGAAGGGGAGUCUCCCGUGGUCCAGUCCGACGAAGAGGAAGUGCAAGUGGACACGGCUCUCGCUGCUGUGGCUGAAGGAAAGGGCGCUUCGGAUGCUAGCGAUGAAAGUGACUCUCAGACUAUGUGAAUCUUAAACCCAUAUCCUUUAAGAAUGACUUCUGAAUGAAUGAACCAGGGAAUGAAGAGCUUGCCUGUGUAACAAUGUGCUAACCAAGCAGAACAGCCAGAUCUUUUUACUCAGUAAUACAGCCUUUUUACAAAACUGCCAGUCAUGUGGAGGUUCGUUUUUAAAAACAAAUCAAAAAUAAAAUGCCUAAAGCACACACACUUUAACAGUAGGCUGGGGGCUCAGGGGAGCAGCAAAGCUGUUGUAUAUACUAUGUAUAAGAGAAUUAAAGGCGAAGGAUACAAGUUGCUUUGACCACUAACCUUUAAAUGGCUGAUGGGAAACACUUAGCCUUGAUGUGUAAUGCCGAACCCAAAUUGUUCCUUGCAUGUUUUCAGCUGCUGCAACUGAAGAGUUAGGAUCCAAACCAAAAUGAAAAGUUAUUAUUUUCUACUCUUUACUACCUACUGU
This is a messenger RNA of Tauraco erythrolophus (red-crested turaco), 996 nucleotides long. Lineage: Eukaryota; Metazoa; Chordata; Aves; Musophagiformes; Musophagidae. The record is from RefSeq and is a predicted model, not a curated record.